This is a messenger RNA of Paramecium tetraurelia, 312 nucleotides long. RefSeq lists its product as uncharacterized. The record is from RefSeq and is a predicted model, not a curated record. NCBI's taxonomy places the organism in Eukaryota, Ciliophora, Oligohymenophorea, Peniculida, Parameciidae. The transcript has 2 exons.
AUGGAACUUUUUUUAGUCUAAAAAUACCGAAAUAAAGAGGAGGAUCACCUUCAGGUUUUUGUUUUGUUGAAUAGUCAAUUGGAUAACAAGAUUAUAUUUGGAAGAAUGUUUCAUGUUAGACCUGCUUAAAAAAGGGAAAUUAAUACUGAAGAAAAGUCGUCAUACAAAAAGCUUAAGAAAUAAUAGAUGCAUGAGAGACAUAAUGAUAAUACAUCAUGGAAUACUUUAAUCUUAAAUCCUAAUACCAUUAUUGAAGGAAUGGAAUUUGUUAAAGUACUCUUUGGAUAAAAGGAAAUUUUUCUGAAGAAAUGA